UGUAAUAAUAAAAACAUUUGGCUACAUAUAAACUGGAGAGUAUAAAUUUGGAGGGCAUGAACUGUCGAAUUGGAUGCGCAUAUUUUGCAUUAAUAACCUUUGUCUUCUUUUUCUCCUCUUAUCACCUGCUCUGCUCCACUCUGUUUUCACCAUUCUUCUCCCCAAUUCCCACAAUGAAGCACCAAUCUCCGCCGCAGGAUUCCGGCAAACUUUCCCCCGACCAAUGCUACUGGUUUCACGAUUCCGCCAUUCUCGACAUCGAUUACUUCGUCAAAACCCUCGCCGGAAUCAAGGCCAAAGGCGUUCGAACCGAUUUAAUCGGCUCUGUCAUAACGCAUUACGCUUCCAAAUGGCUUCCGGAUCUCUCCGACGAAGCCCUAGAUCAACAAAAGGGGAUUGAUUUAACGAAUUUCAACGAAUCGCCGCAGAAUGUGACGAAUUCGUGGAUGAAAAAGAAGUUCUUCGUGGAGACAUUGGUCGGAGUUUUGCCGCCGGAAAGGGAUUUGAUUCCGUGUAAUUUUUUGCUGAGGCUUCUCCGGACGGCGAAUAUGGUGGGAGUGGAGCCUCCGUAUAAGGCGGAGUUGGAGAAGAGGAUUACGUGGCAGUUGGAUCAGGCGUCGUUGAAGGAGGUGAUGAUUCCGUCAUUUAGUCACACGUGUGGGACGGUUUUGGAUGUGGAGCUUGUGAUUCGACUUGUGAAGAGGUUUGUUAGCUUGGACGACGGCGUUAGGAGCGGCGCCGCCUUGGUUAAGGUGGCGAAAUUGGUGGAUUGUUACCUUGCUGAAGCGGCGAUGGAUUCUAAUUUGGGAUUGCUGGAGUUUGUUGAGCUCGCCGGAGUACUUCCCAGUCACGCCCGAGCCUCCGACGACGGACUGUACCGAGCCAUUGAUACGUAUCUCAAAACACAUCCGAAUAUAUCAAAGCAAGAAAGAAAGAGUUUAUGCAGACUAAUGGACAGCCGAAAGCUGUCCACAGAAGCAUCACUCCACGCCGCCCAAAACGAUCGCCUCCCAGUCCGCGCCGUAAUCCAAGUCCUCUUCUCCGAGCAAACCAAGCUCAACUACCGCCACCUCGACUGGAGCGGCUCAAUCGGGGGCAGGAGUCCCUCCGCCGCCCUCGACCACCUGCCCGCCAGGUGCCAAUCCAAGAGAGAAAUAACGGCCCAACAAAUGGAGAUUAAGAAGCUGAAAGAGACGGUGUUGAGGCUGCAGAACCAGUGCAAUAUUAUGCAGGUCCAAAUGGAGAGGCUCUCGGAAAAGAAGAGAGGCUUUUUCAAGUGGAGGAAGUUUGGGUUUAAGAAUGGCGGUGAGUCGGAGAGGGUGGACGACGGCGGCGAAGUCGUGGAGGAGGAGGACGCCGGGUUCGGGAGGCAGACGCCGGUGGAUAUUAAAACAAAGUUGGUCAAACGUAGGACGCCCACUAAGACAUGGAGGAAAUCUGUGUCUUGAAAAUGUUUUC
Cucurbita maxima (winter squash) is the source of this 1458-nucleotide messenger RNA. Its product is annotated as coleoptile phototropism protein 1-like. Lineage: Eukaryota; Viridiplantae; Streptophyta; Magnoliopsida; Cucurbitales; Cucurbitaceae. Bases 57 to 1448 code for a protein of 463 amino acids. The record is from RefSeq and is a predicted model, not a curated record. The transcript has 2 exons.